GCAAUUAAUAAAAAAAAAAUAUUCCGGUUUAUCUCAUCGUCAUCAUAAACGCCCUUCUCGUCUUGCGGUCAACGUUGUUCUUUUGCUGUUAGAAAAACACACGAUCGGGGUCUUAUCAUUUAGAAAUAUAGAAGUAAAUAAUUAAGACAUCAUUAUGGGUUUGCUGUACGGUUUGGGUUUAAGAAUCAUGAAUUUCAUGGUUGUAUUCCUAAUUGUUAUUCUAUUACCUGGAUUACCGCCACGUACCACCUUUCCAUUCAAGGAAUUCACAGUACCAAAUCCCAGACCUUUAACUGGAGCUCUUGAGCCCAAUUAUCAUUUGGAAGGAGCGGAACGUUUGCUGGAGGGUCGUGUUUAUGGCCCAGAAUGUUUGAUAGCAAAAAAUCGAGAUAUUUACAUGGGCAUUCAUGGCGGUGAGGUUAUUAAAAUAAAUGCCGGUCAUAUUACACAUGUCACUAAAUUGGGACAACCUUGCGAGGACAUAACCGAGGAAUCUCGCUGUGGUCGACCUCUGGGCAUGGUCUUCGAUACACAGGGCAAUAAUUUGCUUAUAGCCGAUGCCUAUUAUGGCAUUUGGCAGGUUGACCUGGGAACGCACAAAAAGAAACUUCUAGUUUCACCACAACAAGUACUGCCCGGCAAAGGUGUUGAUCGCCCUGCCAAAGUUUUCAACGAUGUGGCUGUAGAUAAACAAGGCACCAUUUACUUUACCGAUUCCACCUCUGAUUUUGGACUACAAGAUUUGGUCUUUGCCUCAUUUGCUAAUCCCUCCGGACGUGUUUUCAAAUAUGACCGCAUCAAGAACGAAAGUACUGUUCUCAUGGACAACUUGUUCUUUGCCAACGGUAUCGCUUUGAGCCCGCAAGAAGACUUUUUGGUUAUUGCCGAGACUGGUGCUAUGCGCCUUUGGAGAUACCAUUUGAAGGGCAGCAAAGCCGGUCAAUAUGAAGUCUUUGUCGAUGGUUUGCCUGGUCUGCCCGAUAAUAUAACACCCGACAAUGAGGGUCUUUGGGUGCCAAUGGUGAAUUCAGUCGACGAUCAGCAUCCCAGUGGUUUCAACAUCUUUGCCAACUUCCCCAGCAUUCGUUUGUUUUUGGCUCGCAUGUUGAGUUUGUUCGAAUACCCCUUCAAACUGAUCAACAAUGUCUAUCCCAAUAAGAUUGCUCAACGUUUUGUGCAUUUUAUUGGUCAUGGCGAAAGUAUAAUGCUCUUGAAUCCCAAACGCACCACCAUUGUGCGGGUGGACUGGAAUGGUCAUAUUGUGGGAUCAUUGCAUGGUUUCGACAGGAGUGUGGGUGGCAUUUCGCAUGUUUUGGAAUUCGAUGAUCAUUUGUUGUUGGGCUCACCAUUCAAUCGUUAUUUGGGACGUGUGGCCAAUCCCAAGCCGGCUAGCAAGCAGCAACAGCAACACAAUGUAAAGAUCAACAAUGUGCGUUAUGAGGGUGUGGGUAUCGAACCUGCUGUGAAGCCACCCACGGAGGCGACUACAGCUAAACCUCAAGUGAAGCCCACUACCACGACGACUACACGCAAGCCUAGCACUACCACUACAACGACCACCACCAGCACCACCACCACAACAACUCCCAAACCCAGUACAACACCUAAACCAAGCACCACCACAGCUAAGCCCAGCACAACAACAGCCAAGCCUACAACCACCACUCCCAAGCCCACGACUACAGCUAAACCCAGCACUACCACAGCGGCUCCCAGAAAACCUGCUGCCGGUACCACCCGUGUACCGCCCAAGCAACCGGCUCCCGUAGAGGAAAACCAUUCCCGUGACACUCCGCCUCCAAAAAGGGAAAACCUUAAAGUGAUCAACAAACAUGGUGAACAUGUUGAACUCUAAACAAACUCUUAAUAGAUUUCCCCUGGAACCUCAGACAAAAACAAACACACAAACUUCAAAUCGCUUUAAGCUCUGACAUGGGGUUUCAUCAAAGGCAACGAUAGCUUAAAGUCUAAGUUGAGGUUAUUCUUGAGAGAAUAACCCCCAACCAACCAAAUUUUUUAAAAACAGCAACAGCAAUUCUAACUCAAGCAAACAAAAUGUAAAUACCUAUGAACUACUACGAUUCUCAAUCAAAAGAUGCAGCCAUCAAGACAAGGAGAGAAGAUACAAGCCAGCCAAAAAGUCAGCGGGUCAGCGGCCCGCCUCUGAAGGAUGCUCGCUUAAAUGAACAAUGUUUUCAGAAUAUUUUCUCUGUUAUAGACCUUUUGGGAUAAAGAAAGUGGAAAAUAACACAAAAUCACUUCUAGUUUAAGAUGCCGACUUGACAACAGGUCAAUCGCUAAGAGUAUAUUAAAAUAACUUUAUAUAUAAUUUAUUUAUAUUUCGAUAUUGAAUUUUAGCGUAAAGAAAGAUUAUUUUUUUUUUGUCGAUUAUGGUAGUCAAGUUAUUUCCAGUUCUUUAGUAAAAAAAACAUUCCGAAAUUUUUUUUUUAUAUAUUCUCGCGAUCAGUUUUAUCGUCGUGUUAUUUCCACAGACAACAAACACACAUAUGUAUAAAUGUAUUAAAUACAUCCGAGGAGAAUGAAGUCCUUUUUUGUACCACUACUACCAAUAAAACGUAACAAAACACAAAAAAAAAACAUCAACAACACCA
Stomoxys calcitrans (stable fly) is the source of this 2612-nucleotide messenger RNA. RefSeq names its product adipocyte plasma membrane-associated protein Hemomucin (gene Hmu). NCBI's taxonomy places the organism in Eukaryota, Metazoa, Arthropoda, Insecta, Diptera, Muscidae. Gene Ontology annotation, biological process: biosynthetic process. Bases 155 to 1855 code for a protein of 566 amino acids. Gene Ontology annotation, molecular function: strictosidine synthase activity. The transcript has 5 exons. The record is from RefSeq and is a predicted model, not a curated record.